This is a messenger RNA of Urocitellus parryii (Arctic ground squirrel), 1894 nucleotides long. RefSeq names its product solute carrier family 25 member 40 (gene Slc25a40). The record is from RefSeq and is a predicted model, not a curated record. Lineage: Eukaryota; Metazoa; Chordata; Mammalia; Rodentia; Sciuridae. Gene Ontology annotation, biological process: mitochondrial transmembrane transport. Gene Ontology annotation, cellular component: mitochondrion.
UGCCCUUUUUGCUUCAAACCCCGGCUCUCUCUGCCUUUGGUUUCUGGGUCCGGCAUAAUCUGAGGAAUCCAUGUGGCUCGGUGUUGACCGAGAGUAGUGGAUGCAGUUGGCAGCGGCCGAGGUCGGCCAGGCUGCCGCCWGGCUCCUUCUCGCCUUCUAGGUCUGCUGGGCCCGCUGACCCUCUAGCCGCCUCUCCACCAGGUUUCCAGCUACUGAUGUUACAAACAAUAAAAUACGGGAGCACAGAAUUGAGGAAAAGACUUAAACCAGGACUUUUCUUCAAUUAGUUAAAAAUAUGGAUCCUGAAAAAGGGAGCUCACAGACUGUGAAAGUGACACCUUUUCAGCAAAUUCUUGCCUCCUGUACUGGAGCAAUAUUGACAUCACUAAUGGUAACACCCCUGGAUGUUAUUAAAAUUCGACUCCAAGCCCAGCAUACCCCAUUCCCCAAAGGAAAAUGUUUUGUAUAUAGUAAUGGACUCAUGGAUCAUAUGUGUGUCUGUGAAGAGGGAGGCAACAAAGCAUGGUAUAAGAAGCCAGGAAAUUUUCAGGGGACAUUGGAUGCCUUUUUUAAAAUCAUUAGAAAUGAAGGCAUUAAAUCCCUGUGGAGUGGCCUUCCUCCUACUCUAGUGAUGGCAGUUCCUGCCACAGUUAUUUAUUUCACCUGCUAUGAUCAAUUAAGUGCUUUUCUGAGAUCUAAAUUAGGAGAAAAUGAAACCCGAAUACCAAUUGUUGCUGGAAUUGUGGCCAGAUUUGGUGCAGUAACUGUGAUAAGUCCGUUAGAAUUGAUUAGAACCAAGAUGCAGUCUAAGAAGUUUUCUUAUGAGGAACUGCAUCGAUUUGUCAGCAAGAAAGUAGCUGAAGAUGGUUGGAUUUCACUUUGGAAGGGCUGGGUUCCCACUAUCCUUAGAGAUGUACCUUUCUCAGCAAUGUACUGGUAUAACUAUGAAAUUUUAAAGAAGUGGUUGUGUGAGAAAUCUGGUUUAUAUGAACCCACAUUUAUGAUCAACUUUACUUCAGGGGCAUUGUCUGGUUCUUUUGCAGCUGUUGCAACUUUACCAUUUGAUGUGGUAAAAACUCAAAAGCAGACUCAACUUUGGAUAUAUGAAAGUCAAAAAAUUUCUAUGCCUUCCCACAUGUCAACCUGGUUUAUAAUGAAAAAUAUUGUUGCUAAAGAUGGAUUAUCUGGAUUAUUUACAGGCCUGAUUCCUCGAUUAAUUAAAAUUGCUCCUGCUUGUGCCAUUAUGAUCAGUACAUAUGAAUUUGGAAAGGCUUUUUUCCAGAAACAAAAUAUUCAAAGGCAACAAUUCUAGCGAUGCCAUUUCAACUUGAAACAACAAUAACCAAAUAAGGUGUAGAUUCUUGGGCAAGAACUUUUUUUCACGUUAUUCUGUUACAAUGAUUUUAUGUUUUUCUUUUCAAUAAUUUAAAUGAAUAUUUCUAUUGUACCUCUUAAGUCAUAAUCCCAAUUUUAAAAUAAAAAUUGUCUUAUUUUUGGAGAUUUUUUAAAAGAUAAUUUAGAAAUCACAACCACUUAGUAUUAUUAUAAAGAAAACUGAAAAUUAUUCCAUAAUAUCAAAAGCAGUUUCUGAGAAUUUGAUAUAYAUACAUUUCAGUGUAACUUAAUCUUAUUGUAUGUCAGAUACAUCAGAAUUGUUUUAGUUGUGUGCUAAAUAAUGUGUAGCAUGGAAGGAAAAAAGUUCAUCUUGUGCACAUAUAAAUCAUGUACAUAGAAAUUUUAGUAGAUAAUAGAAGGCAAUUGUUAAAUAACAUAUUUGCCAGAUAUUACCUGUUAAUUUCUUAAAUCCAAAUGCAUUGUUUGGCACCCAAGUUACUCUGUUAGGGUCUUAYGUGAAUUAGGAUUUCUCUAAUUAAAGGAAUGACAAUUUAAUCUA